AUGGCUGACGCUGCCGUUGAGAACCCGGCGAAUGGCGUGGCGCCUCACAAGCGACCAGCUCCAACGGACACGAUUUCGGCCAUCGAUGCCCUCGAGGGAUCUGCGAACGAUAGCGGUGAUGACUAUGCGACUCUGAAAAGAUUGCAGAGGCAGCUUGAAUACAUCCGUCUGCAGGAAGAAUACAUCAAAGAUGAACAGAGGAGCUUGAAAAGGGAACUGGUUCGAGCACAAGAAGAAAUAAAGCGGAUACAGAGCGUACCGCUGGUGAUAGGGCAGUUUAUGGAGGCUAUAGAUCAGAAUACUGGUAUCGUACAGUCUUCAACGGGCUCCAAUUAUGUCGUUCGGAUUCUCUCUACGCUCGAUCGCGAGAAGCUGAAGCCUAAUUCCUCCGUCGCCCUGCAUCGUCACUCCAACGCUCUGGUUGAUAUCCUUCCACCAGAGGCAGACUCAUCAAUCGCCAUGCUAGGCGCGCAUGAAAAGCCUGAUGUUACCUACGCUGAUGUUGGCGGAUUGGAUAUGCAGAAACAGGAAAUCCGAGAGGCGGUUGAGCUUCCUUUAACGCAUGCCGACCUGUACCAGCAGAUCGGUAUCGACCCUCCGCGCGGCGUUUUGCUGUAUGGGCCCCCGGGUACAGGAAAAACUAUGCUCGUCAAGGCUGUCGCCAACAGCACCACUGCCAAUUUUAUCCGCGUUGUUGGCUCCGAGUUUGUCCAGAAAUAUCUGGGAGAAGGCCCCCGGAUGGUCCGAGAUGUGUUCCGGAUGGCACGGGAGAACGCGCCAGCCAUCAUCUUCAUCGACGAGAUCGACGCCAUUGCCACAAAGCGCUUUGAUGCCCAGACGGGCGCGGACCGUGAAGUGCAGCGUAUCCUUCUGGAGCUGCUCAACCAGAUGGACGGUUUCGACCAGGGAAGCAACGUCAAGGUGAUCAUGGCCACCAACCGGGCCGACACGCUGGAUCCCGCCCUGCUGCGGCCUGGCCGUCUCGACCGGAAGAUCGAGUUCCCCUCGCUCCGUGACCGACGGGAGCGCCGAUUGAUCUUCACCACCAUCGCAUCCAAGAUGUCGCUGUCGCCCGAGGUCGACCUCGACUCGCUGAUUGUGCGAAACGAGCCUCUCUCGGGUGCGGUCAUCGCGGCCAUCAUGCAGGAGGCUGGUCUGCGUGCCGUCCGCAAGAACCGCUACCACAUCAUCCAGUCGGAUCUGGAGGACGCAUAUGCUAGUCAAGUCAAGACUGCCCAGGAAGCCGAUAAGUUCGUUUCCCCUUUACCUCCCUUUGCAACACGACAAGCAUUCCCCCUGCUGACAUCACGUGCGCAACAGGUUCGAUUUCUACCGAUGAAGAAGAUGGUCUGCAGAUGGCAUGCAGGACCUGUCAGGUGGAAGAGGAUGUCGCUGUAG
Messenger RNA from Rasamsonia emersonii CBS 393.64, 1398 nucleotides. Its product is annotated as Proteasome endopeptidase complex. Gene Ontology annotation, biological process: proteasome-mediated ubiquitin-dependent protein catabolic process. Gene Ontology annotation, molecular function: proteasome-activating activity; ATP hydrolysis activity; ATP binding. Lineage: Eukaryota; Fungi; Ascomycota; Eurotiomycetes; Eurotiales; Trichocomaceae. Gene Ontology annotation, cellular component: proteasome regulatory particle, base subcomplex. The transcript has 5 exons. The record is from RefSeq and is a predicted model, not a curated record. The coding region runs from base 1 to 1398 and encodes 465 amino acids.